Molecule: messenger RNA, 462 nt
Organism: Juglans microcarpa x Juglans regia
Lineage: Eukaryota; Viridiplantae; Streptophyta; Magnoliopsida; Fagales; Juglandaceae
Product: acetylajmalan esterase-like
Exons: 4
Coding region: 1-462 (153 amino acids)
Source: RefSeq, a predicted model, not a curated record
AUGACUGAUGCACACCCUUUUAUGGCUUGUAAGUUUGAUGCGAUAUACAACGUCGGCGACUCCAUGUCUAACACCGACAAUUUGGUUCGCGAGAACUCGGCUUUACCCUUUGCUCGACUUCCAUACAGCAAGACCUUAUUCAAAAACGCAACAGGACGGUGCUCCAAUGGUUUACUUAUGAUUGAUUAUAUAGCUUUGGUGGCUGGAGUUCCUUUUCUUCAUCCUUAUUUGAAUAAGGAUGUGCUCUUUCUACCUUGCCUAGGAGAGAACUUUGUUGUGGCUGCUUGUCUCAACGACCAAGAUUGUGUCAAGAAGCGUAACAAAGCCUUAUUCAUGGUGAGAGAAAUUGGAGGUAAGGAUUAUAACUAUGCAUUCUUCCAAGGCAAACCCGUUGAUGAGAUCAAGGCCAUGGUUCUAGAAGUUGUCCAAACGAUAAAGGAAAAUAUAUCAUUGUUUGAAUGA